Messenger RNA from Drosophila busckii, 1546 nucleotides. RefSeq names its product carboxypeptidase B. Gene Ontology annotation, molecular function: metallocarboxypeptidase activity; zinc ion binding. The coding region runs from base 248 to 1327 and encodes 359 amino acids. NCBI's taxonomy places the organism in Eukaryota, Metazoa, Arthropoda, Insecta, Diptera, Drosophilidae. The record is from RefSeq and is a predicted model, not a curated record. The transcript is spliced from 2 exons. Gene Ontology annotation, biological process: proteolysis.
UAGCCGCACUGAGUAAUUUGCAAUUGGAUUUGAAUUUUCAGCAAGUUUUUCCAGUUAUUGAGCUUGCAUUUUAAUUAUGAAGGGAGCCAUAGCUUAUUAGUGUUGAAUAUAUUAUGAAAUUAAUACAAUAUUUAGUUGUGUUGUGGCGUCAAAAGCGCACGGGCUGUGAAUUAAAACGCUAAGCGUUAAAUAUGUGCAUAUAGUAAAUCAAUUAACGACACGAAUUGCAAUUGCCAAACGCUGAGCAAUGCAGCUAAAACUAACAACAGCAAUGCUUUGCAUCAGCUUGUGGCAAGUGGCGGCAGCUGCUGUGGCGCCACAGCUAAAGCUUGAUGAGUACUACAGCUAUGAGGGCAUGCGGGAUUAUCUCGCUGAACUGGCGCGAGUCUAUGGCGAGCGUGUGACGCUGCGCUCAGCGGGCUUAUCCCAUGAGCAGCGCAUGCUACAAACUAUAACAAUUAGCAAUGGAGAUGGGCGCAAAGACAAGCCCGUAAUCUUUAUGAUAGCGGCGGAGCAUGCACGCGAGUGGCUAACGCCAGUGGCUGCUUUAUAUGCCAUAGAACAGCUUGUGGUUAACUUUGAGCAGAAUGCGCAGCUUUUGCUGGAUCACGAUUGGUUAAUCAUGCCGCUGACUAAUCCAGAUGGUUACACCUAUUCGCGUGAGGUGAAUGCAAGGUGGCGAAAUACACGUUCCCCUAAUGGCAAUGGCUGCUAUGGCACAAAUCUUAAUCGCAACUAUGACAUAGCCUGGGGUAAAGCUGAAGGCUAUCCAGAGCUGCAGGAUCCUUGCAGCGAGCACUAUGCAGGUGCGUCGCCAUUCUCUGAAGCUGAAAGUCGCGCAGUUCGGGAUAUAAUGCUGGAGCUGCAGCUAACUGAGCGUGAGUUUAUGUUUUUGACGCUGCACUCGCGUCAUCAAAGCUUUUUCUAUCCUUGGACAUAUAAAACUGAGCUUGCUCCAAAUGCAGCGCUGCUCAAAAAGGUAGCAACGUAUGCUGUGGAUGCUUUACAUGCAGCCACAGGCUGCAACUACACUGAGGAGCAACCAUCAGUCAACGCUGAUCCUUUUGGUGGCACUAGCAUGGACUAUGCGCAAGAACUUGGCUUUAAGCUAUCUUAUACCUUUGAGCUUACUGGCUGGAGUGGAAAGGAGUACGUAGACUUUUGGCCACCCACGCGGCUGCUUAAGCAGCUUGCUGCGGAGUCCUGGAUUGGCAUACGUGCUUUGGCUGAGGGCGCUGAAAAAUUUGUGCCUGCCCAAAGCGAUUCCUUAGUUAAAAUAUUUAAGAUAUUACUGCUGCUAGUUAGUAUGACAUUAUUUUCAAGUUAAUUUAAGCAAAGACCAAACCUCGAAAUAAUAAUUUUAAUAUUUACACAAACAAUGCUCAGCUAGGGCUUUAAGUGCAGCUUUAAUGUAAUCGCUGUUUCGCUUUAAAAAUUGCUUUAAAAUGUUCAACUCCACAUUGCGUAUACGCAGCGUGACUUGGUGUCUGUGUCUCUGACUGCGUCUCUGGACUCUCUCGCUGCUGCUAUCAGUCGCAUUGUCUGA